CACUCAGCUCUACUUCCUGCUCUUCAGUCCUAUCCAUCCUCAGCAAAAGCUGCUUCUCCCGAGUUCGAACAGCAGCAAACGGGCGGUUUCUUUCAAACCGGGUGCGGUCUUACUUUAAGAGAGAUCUCACUCUCGUGGUAAAUGUGAGUGAAGGACAAUACAAGUGAAAAGUAAUACUCUCUCGGCGAUCGACUUCGGGAUCAUUUUACCAAACAUGACAAAGGCGUGUUGGAUGCUUUUCUUUGUGCUCUUUCUGCUGUGUCUGCAGCAUUCGUGGUCCCAAAUGCAGUUUUUGGACUUAGUUCAAGGGGAACACGGUGGUCUGCAGUAUGAUUCAGGCUGGCCAUCAAAUCAAGACGUCAAUUACGUAAGACUGGCCAGAGAUCUUAAGACACAGUUUUUCAAUACAUUAACUGGUGACAAACAACAACAAGCAGCCGCAGAAGGAACGAAGAGGCGUGACAGAAUUACAGCCCUCUUCAUCAAACUGAUGACCCGUCUAUUUCGCCAAAGACCUUUCCAAAGACUUCUCUGCGGCUCCAACGCCACUUGCUUGGCUAACUUGAAUACUCCAAAUUACUAAGAGAUCUGUAGAAAGUGGAGCCAAUAUAUAUCAAAAUCAUAUUUUCUGUCUUUUCCAAGACUUGCCAAAUCGAUCUAAAUGACCGUAGCUGGCCUACUGUUAAUCUAACAUUUUAUAUCUACUUAGUUUUACUAAUACGUUUUCAAUGUGUAUAUAUACAAAUAAAAAGGAAACAAUAAAGAAACUGGAUUUUUUUU
This is a messenger RNA of Argiope bruennichi, 780 nucleotides long. RefSeq lists its product as uncharacterized. The record is from RefSeq and is a predicted model, not a curated record. The transcript is spliced from 3 exons. NCBI's taxonomy places the organism in Eukaryota, Metazoa, Arthropoda, Arachnida, Araneae, Araneidae. The coding region runs from base 215 to 583 and encodes 122 amino acids.